This is a messenger RNA of Tarenaya hassleriana, 1087 nucleotides long. Its product is annotated as ethylene-responsive transcription factor 1A-like. The transcript has a single exon. The record is from RefSeq and is a predicted model, not a curated record. Gene Ontology annotation, biological process: regulation of DNA-templated transcription; ethylene-activated signaling pathway. Lineage: Eukaryota; Viridiplantae; Streptophyta; Magnoliopsida; Brassicales; Cleomaceae. Bases 100 to 909 code for a protein of 269 amino acids. Gene Ontology annotation, molecular function: DNA-binding transcription factor activity; DNA binding.
GUCUCCUCAGAAAAAAAAACAGAUCUUUAAUAUUUCAGCAGCAAAAAAUCUAGGCAAUCAAGGUAUAUAUUUUUGUUUUCUUAAGCAGAUAAGUGCCAGAUGUACGGACAGAGCGAGACCACGGCGGAAUCCGAUUACGCUUUGCUCGAGUCAAUCCGACGACACUUGCUGGAUGACUCGGAGGUCCGACUCAGCGAGUCGCUGGCGAGUUCGGCUGCGAUUAAAGGUACAAGCGGCCGCAGCGUCGUCAGACCCGUGUAUGGACGGACUUCGAGCUUCAGCAAGUUGCACCCUUGUUUUACGGAGAGAUGGGGAGAUUUGCCACUGAAAGAGAACGAUUCCGAGGACAUGUUAGUGUACGGAAUCCUCAGGGACGCCUUCCACGGCGGCUGGGACCCAUUGCCGGAAGAUCGGAACUUGCUCGAUUAUUUUCCGGCGGUCAAAAUCGAGCCAUCGGAGAAUCUCUCGUCAACGGCGCCGAUACCGGUGUCGGGGAAGCAGAAUCCGGUUCCGGCGGCGGCGCCGUCGAAGGGGAAGCACUACAGGGGGGUUAGGCAACGGCCGUGGGGGAAAUUCGCCGCGGAGAUUAGGGAUCCGGCGAAAAACGGGGCUAGGGUUUGGCUGGGGACGUUCGAGACGGCGGAGGACGCGGCGUUGGCGUACGACCGAGCCGCCUUCCGGAUGCGAGGUUCCCGUGCCUUGUUGAAUUUUCCGUUGAGAGUGAAUUCUGGCGAACCCGACCCGGUUCGGAUCACGUCGAAGAGAUCGUCUUCGUCAUCAUCGUUGGAAAACGGAUCUCCGAAGCGGCGGAGGAAGGCGGAGAUCUCGCCGGAGAGGGGAGAUAAGGCGGGUCAGGUUAAGUGUGAGGUGGAUCCAUGCACACGUGGCGGACAAUUAUUGGUUUCCUAGUGGAGAGAGGCCCAUAAAAAAAACAAAACGAGAAAAGUUUUUUGUGAAUAUUUGGAUUUAUUUGUUAAUUAUCUUUUAGUAAUGCGGUCUGGUUGUCUCUCGCCUUCUUGCCAAGUUGACACCACACCACCACUACAAAGAUAAAAAUAAAAUUGAAAACGCCAACCUUUGCGAUUGA